Molecule: messenger RNA, 1737 nt
Organism: Oncorhynchus tshawytscha (Chinook salmon)
Lineage: Eukaryota; Metazoa; Chordata; Actinopteri; Salmoniformes; Salmonidae
Product: complexin-2
Exons: 4
Coding region: 228-644 (138 amino acids)
Biological process (GO): neurotransmitter transport; synaptic vesicle exocytosis; regulation of neurotransmitter secretion
Cellular component (GO): SNARE complex; terminal bouton
Molecular function (GO): syntaxin binding
Source: RefSeq, a predicted model, not a curated record
CUGAGGGCGUGCGAUACUACUGGAGCAUUUACCGGUGGAGGAUACAGACACACUGGUUGGUUGGGGACCGAGAGAGCCGCUGCCUGACUUUCUCCAGUCGUUCUAAGCUUGGAUCAAGAGGUAAACACUCACACAGACUGAGGAAGGCAACAGAGAUCUGGUAAAGAAGGGGCGGCUACAUGCACAGUUGUGUUUGUCUGUAGAAGACCAGAGUAUCAGAAGGAACCAUGAAUUUUGUGAUGAAGCAAGCCUUAGGUGGGGCCACUAAAGACAUGGGGAAAAUGUUAGGCGGAGAGGAGGAGAAGGAUCCAGAGGCCGCAAAGAAGAAGAAGGAGGAAGAGGAGGAGAGACAGGAGGCACUGAGACAACAGGAGGAGGAGAGGAAGGAUAAGCACCGGAAAAUGGAGGCAGAAAGAGAAGUCGUACGACAGUCCAUCAGGGACAAGUAUGGCUUGAAGAAGAAGGAGGAGAAGGAGGCGGAGGAGAAGGCAGCCAUGGAGCAGGCCUGUGAGGGGUCUCUGACGCGCGCCAAGAAGGCCAUCCCAGCCGGGUGCGGAGACGAGGAAGACGAGGAUGAGGAGAGCAUUCUGGACACCGUCCUCAAGUUCCUCCCUGGACCUCUAAAGGACAUGUUCAAGAAGUAAUGAACACAUCGACAACAACAACACAUGGUUCGGUCCAGCCAGGGGGAGGGGGAGGAGAGAUCUGGGACUGGGGAUUUGGGUAGAAGGGGUUCUUGCCAAACGGCCAUUCACUGCCUUUACAGAAGUAUUCGUUGUUUUCUUACUCUGACUAGACACAAUGUGGUUAUAUAUCUACCCACAGCUUCUCGUCGGUCUCUCAACUGCCGACUGAGUUUAUGUUUGUUUUUUUCCCCACUUAUCUAACAUUCCAACAUUGGUAUAUAGAUUCACCGCACCAGAUAGAUGCAUUUGGAUUGGUUGGCCAUUGGUAUUAACUGGGGUAAGGAGUUUCUGUCCAGCCAUGCAUUAGAGAGCAGGGUUCAAUCUACCGUACCAAUGGACACUUCAAUGGGCAUUCCUGCUCAUGUGGUUGAAAAGCACUGCCAACACGUAUCUGAAGAUGGAGCGCUUUUUCUUUUUUUAAUUCACUGGCUUUUUCUAUUUUUAUAGUAAGUAAGCUACUGUAACUGUAUGGGAAGGGGAUAUUCUAUUCUGGGUCUUUUUGAGAUCAGCAGUUUAGUUAGUUUAGACUGUGCCUUCGUAGGACUGAGGGUCUCGUUGAAGUCGUUUGAUGAUAUCAUUUAACUUUGUAAUACCGCUGUUUGUCUUCAAAGGAUGGAAACAUGCCACAUUAUGACGUAUGUAUUUAAUGUUAGUCUGGCUGUACGAAUAGAGCUGAUCCAAUGCCUUCUUAAUGCUAUGAAACAACGAAGGCAAGUGGAAUAUUUGAUUUCCCUUUACAUUCCUGACUAAUAAUAAAACAUCUCUCAUUUUCCCAGAUUAAAUAUAGGAGAUUAUCAGCCUGACAGACUGCAUCUUGUGAGAGAAACCAUUUUUGCUCAAACAAAGGUCACCCCGUCAACAUUAAACACUUAGAUUAUCCAUAGAAUACACUAGAUUCACAUCCAACAUUAAACACUCAGAUUAUCCAUAGAAUACACCAGAUUCACAUCCAACAUUAAACACUCAGAUUAUCCAUAGAAUACAACAGAUUCACAUCCAACAUUAAACACUCAGAUUAUCCAUAGAAUACACUAGAUUAAUAUUCAGUGUA